AUGUCUCAGAGUCACUGCUACUCGCUCAGGAGCUCUUACAAUGCCCCACCACUCUCUGCCAUUGUGCACAGGUCUAAUCCUAUAAGCUUUGAAGAUGGAUUUUUUUUACCCAGCAGCUGCUAUGACAGGACCUGGCUCUUGGACAACUUUCAAGAAACCUGCAGUGAAACCACCAGCAGCAAAGUAUCCAACUGUGAACAGGAACUGUGCACAGAGGACAGCGGUGUACAAAGUGCUUGCCUCCACAGAGUUGUCCAAACUACUUGUUCUAAUUCCAGGCCCCAUGAAAAGACAACAUGCGAAUCAGGAAGUUCAUCGACAGUGUUGAAGUGUGUUUCUCAGCCUUGUCAAUCAGGAUGCAGUCAGCGAAAAGGUUUUGCAAUCCAGAGCUGUCAACCUGUGAGCUAUGCAGCAAAGUGUUGUCCACCAAAGACUUAUGUGUCUAAGAGUUGCCAAGCUCUAGAAUGUGAAUCUAGUCAAUGCCAGACUCAGAGCCCUGAACUCAGUUCCUGCAGACCUCUGGUCCCUGUCACAACAGGGCCACAACUCCUGGAAUCUUCUAAUAGUUAUGAACCAUCUUGCUGUGUUACUGGUGGUUUGCAAUUGCCUAGUAAAUGA
Rhinolophus ferrumequinum (greater horseshoe bat) is the source of this 618-nucleotide messenger RNA. RefSeq names its product keratin-associated protein 27-1. The transcript has a single exon. Gene Ontology annotation, cellular component: keratin filament. NCBI's taxonomy places the organism in Eukaryota, Metazoa, Chordata, Mammalia, Chiroptera, Rhinolophidae. The coding region runs from base 1 to 618 and encodes 205 amino acids. Gene Ontology annotation, molecular function: structural molecule activity. The record is from RefSeq and is a predicted model, not a curated record.